AAUCAUCAUUGGGUAGCUGAUUGUGUCAGACGUGGUGCUUGCUUGGUAGAAUGCGACUCGCAUUGCGUCUCUGCCUGUCGGAGAUUUUUUUUUUCUUUUUUAAACCUUCAGCUGUCUCUAACCAGUAACCAGACACUGAGUGUCUGACACGUUUUUGCUGUAUUUCAUAAAAACAUAAAGGUAGUAAGCUAGUGUUAUAAAUAUUACAAAUGAAUUAUUAAGCCACACACACACCUGGUGUGGAAAUAAAAAAAUAAAAAAGAACCAAAAAAAUAACAAAAAUCACACUGAUCAUAAAAAAUUAAAAGUUAAAAAAGAAAGUUAUGUUGUUCAUUACAUUUUACUUCAUAAUUGCACUGCAUUGUUUUGUUUUCAUUGUUGCAAAAUUUGUUCUGUAAUAUAGUUCGUUUGCUAUCGUGAUCAAAACCAUUGAUCUGAAGCUCAAUCCUGAUGCUGUCCUGUAAAUAUUUUUCUAAUCAGCAAUAAAUAUAACAAUUUCUGAUCAACCCAUAUCAAUUGCAUGCUUAAAAUAACAUACCGGUUAAAGCCCCGCCCAUUUCAAGACAAGCCCCGCCUACCUCCUGGUUAGGCCCCACCCACCCCGAGUACAGAUACAUAUACAGAUAAUUCAUAUGGUUAACAGAUACAGAUACAGAUAAUGCUGUACUCGCUCAUCCCUAAUAUAUAUAUAUAUAUUUGCUGCUGCAGAUUUUUGUUCUGCGUUAUAACAGAAUAUUACCCCCAGAAUACAACAUUGGUUCUUUUAUAAAGCCAGCACUAACACAUCGACUCUUUUACAUGGUGUUUUAUGUAGCUGUGAUUAGGCAGUCAUCGAAAUCUUUGUAAUCUACAAGAAUGAUUAAAUUACAUUAGCGUUCAUGACAAGUUUUCUUUUAAAUUCUAAUCCAAACCUGCAUAGAAAUGUUACCUGAAAUUUAAGUGAAAAAUUAAACUGCACCUUUUAUCAGUGUAUACAUUGUAGAGCAUACUAUAUAUUUAUAGCAAUUAUAAUCUAUUCAUUUGUUUUUCUAUUAACAAACAAACAAAAACUUCCUCAAACUAAUCAUGCUAAAUUAUGGGCCCCCACCUUGAGACAAGUACAUUAUUAGCUCACGUUUUGUGGACAUCUGACCUUCACACCCAUGUUCUAUAUGAAAGGUUUAAAAACAAAGCAUGCUUCUUUUUCUCGAAUGAAAUCGCUCUUUUUUUGUAAUAAAAGUCCAUUCCCUGAAAAAGGCUUUUAACAGAAGCUUUUUUGUGCGAAUGGUAGAGAAAUAAAUGUGAUAAUGUUAUGAGAGCGAUUUUUGACUGGCAAAAACUCGUACGUGUAUAUGUAAUAUUUAUAAAACUUUGGGAGGAAUUAUGAGAGGUGGAUUUUCGUCGAAGGAUCUGGCAACCCUGUCCGUCCCUGUCGCCAUCGCCACAGUAAUGGUAGCGCCCUCGUGUAGUACAUGCGCACGAGGAACAAUUUAUAUAAAUUACAACCUCUUACAAAGGUGAACAUUCGCUGUUUUUUCUUUCUUUCUUUCUUUCUUUCUUUCUUUCUUUAGAUAAAGAAAGAUGAAGACCAAAAAUAUGAAGCCGAAGAAGCACUUUGGGGUAUCUAAAAGAGGGAUCCUUGUGAAGGGCAAUUGGAAAGCUGUGGAUCUCGAUCCCAGCAUUUUCGCCACUGAGACCCUGGGAGAAGUGAUGUGUUUUGAAGAACUCUCAGAUUAUUCCAUGGUUCACUCUAAAAAGACUGCAGCCGUAGCCGGGCUGUUACAAAACACAACAGCCAGCAAGAAACGAAAGAAUAAGAGAAAAGCCAUUGAAACCGAAGCCGUAGACCAUAAUUUGGAAGAAUCUCAGGAAAAAGUGAUAAUGUCAUCUGAAGACAGUCCAGCUCGGAAGCGGAAAAAGAAAAAGAAGAACCAUGAGAACGAUGAUGUGCUCAGAGAUGAUGAUUUCGAAGACAUAGAGGACCAGACACAAGAAGACUCUGAUAAUUACACUGAGUUCGCAACAGAGACAAAACAAAAUACCAAGAAAGUAAAGAAGAAGAAGAAGAAGAAAAAGAAUCAGAAAACUGCAGAACUAACAGAGACUGAUGCCCAUGUAGACACUCCUAACGAGGUACAGGUUGCAUUUAAAAGAAAAGCCAAGAACUGGACAGAUACAGCCCUCUCAAAAACAGCAGGGCAGGAAACUGAUGUAUCAGCAUGGAAAGACUUGUAUGUGCCUGAUCCUGUGCUAAAGGCACUGAGCACACUUGGAUUUUCUGCACCUACACCGAUUCAAGCUCUUGCUCUUCCUCCUGCCAUUAGAGAUCACCUAGAUAUUCUGGGUGCAGCAGAGACGGGGAGUGGAAAGACUUUGUCUUUUGGAAUUCCGAUGAUCCACAGAAUAUUAGAAUGGAAGAAAACCAUUGACAGUAAAGAUGCAGAUGUGGAAUCUGAUCCUGUGGAAGAGAAGAGCAUUUAUUUGCCUUCAGUCAGAGACACAAAAGACACAGCAGAUAAAGGUAGUGUGGACGCUCAAGAUGAGGAAGACGACGACUGUGGUUCUGUUGAUGACCAUCAAAGUCAAAAUGAUGAUACACCAGGAAAUGAGGAAGGGAUCCAGAUCAUGAGCUUUAAUACAAAGACAGAAGAAAAAGAUGAUGGCAGGAAACAGCCUUUACUUGGACUUGUUCUUACCCCAACCAGAGAACUAGCAGUGCAAGUCAAGCAUCAUAUUGAUGCCAUAGCACAGUUUACAGGUAUUAGAACUGCUCUUCUGGUAGGUGGGAUGGCACCACAGAAACAAGACAGGAUGUUGAAGCGCAGGCCAGAGAUUGUUAUCGCCACACCAGGGCGCCUGUGGGAGAUGAUUCAGGAUAAACAUCCUCAUCUGCACAACCUAAGGCAGCUCAGGUGCCUGGUUAUUGAUGAAGCUGACCGCAUGGUUGAAAAGGGUCAUUUUGCUGAGCUUGAGAACCUGCUGGAGAUGCUCAGCACUUCCCAGUUCAACCCGAAGAGACAGACCUUUGUGUUCUCCGCUACACUAACCAUGAUCCACAGCCUCCCUGCCAGAGUGCUGAACAAGAAAGGAAAGAAAGUGGAGCAGCGCAGCAAGCUGGAGGUGCUCAUGGAGAAAGUAGGGAUCAAAGGCAAGCCAAAAGUGAUUGAUCUCACUCGGAAGGAAGCCACAGUGGAGACACUGACUGAAACCAGGAUCCACUGUGACAAGGAUGAGAAAGAUUUUUAUCUCUACUACUUCCUUCGGCAGUACCUUGGGCGCACUAUGGUGUUCGCAAACAGCAUUGACUGCAUCAAGAGGCUUAAUUCAUUACUAACUAUUUUGGAUUUGGAACCACUGCCACUGCAUGCUAAUAUGCACCAGAAACAGCGGUUGAAAAACCUGGAGCGGUUUGCGGAAAGGGAAAGCGGUGUCCUUCUCACAACGGAUGUUGCUGCUCGAGGACUUGACAUUCCAGAUGUCCAGCAUGUCAUUCACUAUCAGGUCCCACGAACGUCUGAGACAUAUGUCCAUCGGAGUGGACGUACAGCUCGUGCUGCCAAAGAGGGUCUCAGUUUGCUCCUGAUUGGUCCAGAUGAUAUGAUGAAUUAUAAGAAAAUCUAUAGGACACUGGGCAAGGAUGAGGACCUUCCUAUGUUUCCUGUUCAGAACAAAUGCAUGGUUGCCAUUAAGGAACGUGUCAAUGUGGCAAGAAAAAUAGAAAAGAUUGAAUAUUUCAACUGCCGUAAGCAGCAUCACAAUUCCUGGUUCAGGCAGGCGGCAGAGGAAAUGGACAUAGACCUUGACGAUGACUUGCUUUUGGGAGGAGACCGGGAUGAUGAGAAUGACAGAGGGCAACAGAAACUUGUGAAAGGCUUAAAGAAACACCUGAAGCACCUGCUCGGUCAGCCAAUCUUUAAAGCCCACAUGAAAACUAAAUACCCUACUCAGAUGGGCAAACUUCAGCUGCCCCAGAUACCUUUGGGUGAUGAAACGGCUCUGAUUAGUGUGCACAAACAAAAACAGAAAGAUAAACAAAAGAAACAGAAAGGAAAACCACAGCAAAUGUAGUGAUGCCUAUACUGGUGAUUUAUAUAAUUAACAUUCAUACAAAAUAUCCAAGGCCAUUUACAGAUCACUUUUGUUCCAUUAGUGAUACAUGAACUGUCUUGUACUGUACUGCUUUUGUACUAAAACAUUAUCUCCAAAACUGAACAGUUUCUUGUUCAUGGUCAGUGGGGUAAAACCUAAUUAUAUACAAAUGUUUGAAAACU
Molecule: messenger RNA, 4250 nt
Organism: Tachysurus vachellii
Lineage: Eukaryota; Metazoa; Chordata; Actinopteri; Siluriformes; Bagridae
Gene: ddx24
Product: DEAD (Asp-Glu-Ala-Asp) box helicase 24
Exons: 9
Coding region: 1561-4047 (828 amino acids)
Cellular component (GO): nucleolus
Molecular function (GO): ATP binding; nucleic acid binding; RNA helicase activity
Source: RefSeq, a predicted model, not a curated record